This is a messenger RNA of Dicentrarchus labrax (European seabass), 790 nucleotides long. It is a transcript of the gene snrpd2, whose product is annotated as small nuclear ribonucleoprotein D2 polypeptide. Gene Ontology annotation, molecular function: RNA binding. The coding region runs from base 137 to 493 and encodes 118 amino acids. The transcript has 3 exons. Gene Ontology annotation, biological process: spliceosomal snRNP assembly; RNA splicing. The record is from RefSeq and is a predicted model, not a curated record. Gene Ontology annotation, cellular component: U1 snRNP; U5 snRNP; catalytic step 2 spliceosome. Lineage: Eukaryota; Metazoa; Chordata; Actinopteri; Moronidae.
CGUAUUAGUUGACCCGGAAGUAGCUGGAUCCACGCGAGUGUGGAGCAUUGGAGGAAGCAUCGUUGAAGACACGAAAGAGACUGGUGCAGACGAGCGGGAUACUAUCUAGGAGAACUGUGUUUAGAAAUCAGCAACCAUGAGUCUGUUAACAAAGCCCAAGUCGGAGAUGACUCCAGAGGAGCUCCAGAAACGUGAGGAAGAGGAGUUCAACACUGGCCCUCUGUCUGUGCUCACACAGUCAGUCAAGAACAACACUCAGGUCCUCAUUAACUGUCGCAACAACAAGAAGCUCCUCGGAAGAGUCAAGGCUUUUGACAGGCAUUGCAACAUGGUCUUGGAGAACGUGAAGGAGAUGUGGACAGAAGUUCCCAAGAGUGGGAAGGGAAAGAAGAAGUCUAAGCCAGUGAAUAAGGACCGCUACAUUUCUAAAAUGUUCCUGAGGGGCGACUCCGUCAUCAUCGUGCUGAGAAAUCCUCUGAUCACUGGAAAAUGAACUCUUUAUAGGCGCCAAGCUGAACCAGUCUCAGAGCCGUUUUUCUUUUCCUUUUUUUUCUCCUUUUUUAUUUUCUUUAGUGAUUUGAAGGCAGUUGCAGUGGACUACCAUUAAUAGAAAUGUCUUUGUUUUGUUGUUUGUGUUUGGAUCACUGCACUCACUAUUGGGUAAGAUACAUGGUGUAAAAAUAACGUCUGUACUUUUUGGGGAGCCAUUCAGGCACAAGAAUACCUGUUUUUGUGUUGUCACCAGAAGUAUUCUGUAUUUUUCAUUUUAAUAAUAAAAGUGAUGACCAGA